AAUGUUUGUAGGGGUGAAGUACUUAGGGGUCGUGUUCAAGCCAGGCAGUCAUCAUCACCUAUCGAUCUGCCUGAGACACUCCGUCGUUUUGUAAAAAAGGGCCUGCGGCCCACAGAAGGCCUCCUCCGACAGUCCCCUGCCACCACCGCCAUGUCUCACCGCACCAUCCACCUUUUCAACAAAGGCUUGCGUCUCCAUGACAACCCCACCCUGGUGGCGGCCUUGGAGUCGUCGUCGGCCGUGUACCCCGUGUUCGUGCUGGACCGCCACUUCGUGGAGAGGAGCACGCGCAUCGGGCCGCUGCGCUGGCGCUUCAUCUUGCAGAGCCUGGAGGACCUCCACCGCAGCCUGCAGAGGCUCGGCUCCCGUCUCCACGUCCUCCAGGGCGCCCACGAGAGCGUGCUGCGGCGCCUGGUGGCCCGGUGGGGCAUCACCCAGCUCAGCCUCGACGCCGAGGUGGAGCCCCACUACAAGAGGCUGGACGAGGAGCUGCGCGCCAUGGCCAGCGAGCUGGGUCUUGGGGUGCUCAGCUGUGUGGCACAUACCCUGUAUGAUGUGAAGAGGAUAAUCACAGCUAAUGGCGGGCAGCCACCACUGACCUAUAAGAAGUUCCUCCAGGUCUUGUCCGUUCUGGGGGAGCCAGACAUGCCUGCACGUGAAAUCACAGAAAUGGAUUUCCGGAAGUGCCCUAUGCCCAGCGAUGAAGGGGGCGAAGAGCAGUACCGGGUGCCCUCCCUCUCUGAGCUCGGCUUGGAGGUGGACAGCGAGGUGCUGUGGCCGGGCGGGGAGAGCCAUGCCCUGGAAAGGCUGGAGAGGCACUUCCAGAGUCAGGGCUGGGUGGCCAACUUCUCCAAGCCGCGCACCAUCCCCAACUCCCUGCUGCCCAGCACCACCGGCCUCAGCCCCUACCUCAGCCUGGGCUGCCUCUCCGUACGCACCUUCUACCACAGACUCUCCAAGAUCUAUGCACAGUCGAAGAACCACUCCUUGCCUCCAGUAUCACUGCAAGGCCAGGUGCUCUGGAGGGAGUUCUUCUACACUGUCGCCUUGGCCACCCCCAAUUUCACGCGGAUGGUGGGAAACCCCAUCUGCCUGCAGAUCGGCUGGUAUGAAGACCCGGAAGCCUUAGAAAAGUGGAAAAUGGCUCAAACGGGCUUCCCCUGGAUCGACGCCAUCAUGACCCAGCUGCGGCAGGAGGGCUGGAUCCACCACCUAGCCCGGCACGCUGUGGCCUGCUUCCUGACCCGAGGAGACCUGUGGAUCAACUGGGAGGAGGGCAUGAAGUUGUUUGAGGAGUUCCUGCUGGAUGCUGACUACAGUAUAAACGCGGGAAACUGGAUGUGGCUGUCUGCCAGUGCCUUUUUCCACCAGUACACACGCAUCUUCUGCCCUGUCCGCUUUGGCCGACGGACUGACCCGGAUGGACACUACCUCAGGAAGUACUUGCCUGUACUGAAAAACUUCCCAUCUAAAUACAUCUAUGAGCCUUGGAAUGCUCCGGAAGAUGUGCAGCUCCAGGCAGGAUGCAUCAUUGGUAAGGACUACCCACUGCCCAUUGUGAACCACCUGGAUGCCAGCCAGAGGAACAUGGCUCUGAUGAAAACAGUGCGCACUGAACAAGCAAACACCACUGAGCUCACCAGAGACAUGGCAGAUGAUCCUAUGGAGGUAGGGGUGAAGCGAGAGCUGUCGGAGGACGACGCCGUCGCCCAGGGAGACGAAACGGAAUGUAAAGGCGGCGUCUCCGCGGGGAAGAAGCGCUGCAGCUCGGAGAACGAGGGCCGCACGUGCAGCUGGACCCCCGACGCCCACCGCCUGCAGGAGAUCAGCAGCGAGGUCAUGUAGAGGUCGUGUAGUGGCGGCGGCGGUCCCCUGCACCACACACACACCAUGGACACCCUCAUCCCCUCCCCCAGAACGACCCACUCACUACCAGACACUAAACCAGUGCUUUGGCUCAGACUGUUUUUUUAUUGUUCCUUCCAUUUGUUAUGCUCGACCCACCACAUCAGUUCAGCAUAACGCUGACUGGCAUUUGUUGGCUGAUCUGCAUGUGGUUCAAGGUGUCCUCCUUCCACAACCUGUGCACAUGUGUGCUGGGGACUUGGGGUGUCCUGGCACAAAUGUAUAGCUCUGCUGAAGAAGUUGGGUCUUUUCCUCCAGCUUGUAGUCGCUCUCUCUGACUUCUGAGCCAUGGCUCGUCCCGUCACAGGUCGACGCGUGUGUCCGCCAGACGCGCAGCGCUGACUGCACAUAUGCAUCAUGGGAAACCUUCACUCUCUUUCCCAUCCCAUUCCCAUCUCCCUGAUGCUCCGUAUCCACCUCUCCAUGUAAGCGUAGACCUCAGAGACUGGGUGCGUUUGAGACUUCAGUGCUGACGACGGAACAAGAACACAGACAGAAGCCCCGUCCUGUCAGAGAUAACUGGAUGAGACACUGUAAAAGGCCAGAUGGGAAGGGGGGUCCUGCUAAGGAGGAUUGGACAUGUUUUAAUUUGUCUGCAGAUGUGUCUGGCUACCUCCUGAAUUAGGGAUUAUUUAGCGGGUACUGUUUUGUUUUUGUUCUUCUUUUAACAGAGUGGGUGAGUUUGAAGAUUAAUAAGGCAUCCUUGCGUUUGGCUUUCAACACCUUACCAGGAUUAUGGCAAGCGCUGCACUCUCUCUGACCAACAGGUCACUCACCUGCCAUUCACUUGAUAAACUGUGUUUACAUUCAGGGGUCUCAAGGAACUGUUGAUUUUUUUUUUUUUUUUUUUUAAAUGCAGUUUGGUUCAAAUGUAGGAAUUUAAAAGGCUGCACUGAAAUGCAAUGAAAGCUACUCUUGUAGGUGUUGUGUAGCCAGUGGAUUUUAGCUUUUUGAAUUUCUUUGAUGACCUCAUAGGAUUCUAAUCCACAAAAAUCCUAGAGACUCAGGUCCUAGGUUUUCUGUGUCCGGUAGCAGGAGGAACCGUCACGGGUAUUACAACUUGACCAAACAAAUGCUUCAUGACAAGAUCACAUGCUUACUGUACCAUUUACUUAUGCAAUGAGCAGUGCUUCCCAAUGCUGUCCGGUUGCUUUGUGACAUUUCCAUCGUAGUAAUUUGGACAUACAAAUGGUCUCUUAUGUACGUAUGCUAUAUUUACACUAUCUGACUAUUUUGUGACAUUGUUAAGUUUAUCAGCGUUCUCUGCCUUUAUACGUGACUAAGUAUACUGUACAUGACUGACCUGUAUUGUAUUGUUUACCUAUAAAGUGGGCACGUGUUGUGACAUUUUGUAAGUGAUGUUGAGCCCAAAACGGGUACAUACCCUGAUCAGAGUCACUUAUCAGAGUUGGUGAAAACUAUUACAAUAGUAUUUAAGAUAAUGCAAAGCUUUAAAAGUCUGUCUAAUGCAUUUGAGUUUUCUGAUCAUUGCAUGAGAUCCCUUUGGGAUGACACACAACUUCCCCCAUCUGUAAUACUGCUGUUGUAGAACCUCCAUGCUUUUGAAUUUCAAUCAGAUAAUCAACGUAAUCUGCUUUCAUGCUCUGGAAUGCCCAUCUGAUAAUCAGAAUGCCUGCACAGCUACUGCAUUGACCUGAGCUAACUGAGCCUAUCUUCAUAUGGCAAUGUGCUGGCAACAUUUCUUAGACCUCCAGCUGAUUAAACUGUAUUUUGUGUGUAGCUUACUGGGCAAAUUACCCUGUCAUUACCCAGGCUGAAAUUCCCUCCUCCUAGUGAAAGAUUGUGAGGGAGAGUUGUCACUUUAGACAAGGCCACCCCCUUUCACAGGUCAUCGGUAUCAACAUCACAGAAUAGGACUUCCAGCAUUGCCGUCCUUUGCAGUGCAGGCAUUUAUCAUAAUAAAAAUCA
This is a messenger RNA of Sardina pilchardus (European sardine), 3834 nucleotides long. It is a transcript of the gene cry4, whose product is annotated as cryptochrome circadian regulator 4. Gene Ontology annotation, cellular component: cytoplasm; nucleus. Lineage: Eukaryota; Metazoa; Chordata; Actinopteri; Clupeiformes; Clupeidae. The transcript has 12 exons. The record is from RefSeq and is a predicted model, not a curated record. Gene Ontology annotation, molecular function: FAD binding; deoxyribodipyrimidine photo-lyase activity; DNA binding. Bases 151 to 1845 code for a protein of 564 amino acids. Gene Ontology annotation, biological process: circadian regulation of gene expression; entrainment of circadian clock by photoperiod.